GGCCAGAGCCGGUCUUUGGGGACGUGAUUGACAGCGGCAACGUCAGCAACAGGAGGGGAAGGGAAAAGGGAGGGGGGGAGACAAAGAGGGAGGGAGUCGAAAGGCCCCAAACUGGAUCUUGAUGGAACAUUUUUCGAGAAGAUCAAGGGAAAGUGAAUCGGUGCGAGGGGGGAUGUCCCGCCCGCCGCUGCCGCCGGGCUGCCGGGCCGCCGAGCCGCGCCGGCCCUGAGCGCUCCGCGCCCGCGGCCCCGCCGCCGCCGUUCAUGCCGCAGCCGCCGCCGCGCCGAGGCGAAGCGCCGAGCCCCCAGCUGCGCCUCCUGCCCCCCGGCCAGCAGUGAAAUGCUCCAGGAGAAAAGCCUGGCUGAAAGCGAGGAAGGGUUUCCAGCGGCGCCGGCUCCCGGCCAUGCCGACUCCGCCGCCGGCUCCCCGGUGCUCGGCGUAGCCGGCGUGAGCAGCACGCCGCUCAGCAGCCCGCAGGGCCCCGACCCCGAGCAGACAAUAGAAAAUAUCAAAGUCUAUCUGCACGAGAAGGAGCUAUGGAAGAAAUUCCAUGAAGCCGGCACCGAAAUGAUAAUAACCAAAGCAGGCAGGAGGAUGUUUCCUAGCUACAAGGUUAAAGUCACCGGGAUGAACCCCAAGACCAAGUACAUCCUGCUCAUCGACAUCGUCCCGGCCGACGAUCACCGGUACAAGUUCUGCGACAACAAAUGGAUGGUGGCGGGGAAGGCAGAGCCGGCCAUGCCGGGGCGGCUCUACGUCCAUCCCGACUCGCCGGCCACCGGCGCCCACUGGAUGCGGCAGCUCGUCUCCUUCCAGAAGCUGAAGCUCACCAAUAACCACCUCGACCCCUUCGGACAUAUCAUCCUGAACUCCAUGCACAAAUACCAGCCGCGGCUGCACAUCGUGAAGGCGGACGAGAACAACGCGUUCGGCUCGAAGAACACGGCCUUCUGCACCCACGUCUUCCCGGAGACGUCCUUCAUCUCGGUGACGUCCUACCAGAACCACAAGAUAACCCAGCUGAAAAUCGAGAACAACCCCUUCGCUAAGGGCUUCAGGGGCAGCGACGACAGCGACCUGCGCGUGGCUCGCCUGCAGAGCAAAGAGUACCCGGUGAUUUCCAAAAGCAUCAUGAGGCAGCGGCUGGUGUCCACGCACGGCCAGCUCGCGGCGAAGCCGGACGUGAACCCGCUGCACGGGAGCCACCAGACGCUGCAGCACUACCAGUACGAGAACGGGGCGCACAUGCAGUUCGCCGCCUCGGACACGCAGGAUCUGCCGCUCAACACCUUCACGGCACAGAGGGACUCGGGCCUCUUCUACCAUUGCCUGAAGAGAAGAGAAAGCGCCCGGCACCUGGACCUGCCCUGCAAGCGCUCCUACCUGGAGGCCUCCUCCUCGGUGGGGGACGACCACUACUUCCGCUCGCCGCCCCCCUACGACCAGCCCAUGCUGAGCCCGUCCUACUGCGGCGAGGUGCCGCCGCGCGAGGCCUGCAUGUACUCGGGCGCCGGGGCCGACAUCGCCGCCGUGCCGGCCGUCGAGGACCUGCCGCCGCCGCCGCCGCCCGCCCUCGGCUGCAACAUGUGGACUUCGGUGGCGCCCUACCCCGGCUACGGCGUCCAGGCCGUGGAGACUGUCCCCUACCAGCCCUUCCCGGCCCAUUUCACCGCCGCCACCGUCAUGCCGCGGCUGCCCUCCCUCGGCGCGCAGGGCUCCCAGCCGCCCGCCAACGGCCCCUUCGGCGUCUACAACCAGCUGGCGCCGGCGCCGGCCCGGGAGCGCCUGCCGGCCCCGGCCUUCCCGCGGGAGCGGGGCCACGGGGCCGGCUGCGAGCGCAAGCCGCCCUCGCCCCACCUCAACGCCGCCGGCGAGCUGCUCUACUCGCCCAGCUUCUCCCUGGCCAGGGAGCCGGCGCUGCCCUACCACGCGGGCAUGGGCGCCGCCGACGCCUGGGCCGACGGGUGACGCCGGCCCCGCCGGGCCGCCGCGGGACGGUCGCGGCGUCCGUGUCCAUUCCUGUGGGUACCUUGCACUGCGGCGGCGGCGGAGGGCGGGGGGCGGGACGGGACCGGCGUCUCUUCGGCCCGAAGCGCCGCCCGAAAUCGCUCUGGUGCCCGCGGGCUGGAUCCGUCGGUCUCGCGCUGGCUCCCCCCCCGCCGUCGCUGCCCGCCCGCUAGAGACCGUCUUCACGGCUAGGGAGCGAAGCAACCGGCGCUUUCCCUUCAACAUGUCAGACAUCCGGGAGCAAAUUUGGGCUAUUUGGGGGGAAAAAAAAUAAAAAAAAAAUCGCUCUUACGGUACGUGCUCCGGUCACCGAGUCGGAGAGUUCUUAAAAAAAAACAAAAAAAAGCAAAAAAAAAAAUAAAAGGAAAAAGCAGCCUGUGCCGCGGCCGCGCUGGAGGACUGCCGCCGGGGCAGGCGGCGCCCGGGACACGGCCCCGCCGCAAAAACGCCUCUUCUGCCCCAAAACGGGCGGUGGCGGGGAGCCCGGCGGGGAGCGUGGCGCCCCGGGCCCCGCGGCGAGCGGAGCGGAGCGCGGCCCUCGGGACCGAGCCGGUGUCUGCGGAUGCGCCUCCAUGGAUCGAACCACACUCGCUUAUUGCAAUAUAUUUAUGAAGUUUAAGCUUAAAAGUCGCUCGUACUUUCCAGAGGCUCUUUCAGUAUCUGCUGGUCCCCGAUUUCUUUCACGCUCGGCCGAAAUGUGCCUAUUUGCGCUAUGAGUCUUUUUUUCUUUUGCAGCUAAACCGGGAAGAGUUGUUUUUCGGCGUAACGGAGUCGUAGAGAAAUAUUUUCCUAAUUAAGGGAGGGCGACGAGGUCCCGAUACCUGUCAGACUUUGUACAAAUACUGGUGGAGCAGGUGGGAUCGGUAACCGGCGCACGCGUGGCAACUGCGCUUGACCGUGGAGACGUCUCGCGCGAAGGCGCAAGCCCGAAAUGGCGAGGGGGAACCCGGGGCCCUCGUGGCCCGACGGACCGUGCUCCCCGCGGUCGCAGCACCCCGAGGCCGCGGACGUGGAGGUCGUGGCCCAGCCGGGACAACCCGAGGCGCCCGUUCGGCAGACUGUACGUGUGACCGGUGUGGAUUUUGUAACCAGAUUUUGGAAAUCACUACAAUUUUUGCAUGCUGAAUAGCUAUUUAUAUACAUAUAUAUAUUAUAUAUAUAUAUAUAUAAAAAAUAUAUAUAUAUCACAAAUGCAGGCCACGUGUCCAGUUCAGCUUUGCUUUUUACAAGUGAAAUACUUAAUAAAAAUGAAUGUUGCAAGGUUUUUUUUUUUUUUGAAAGACAUCUAUUUAAGAUUUUUUUAUUACACACCUUUGAUGUAAAAACUAAGAAUUGGUUAGAUAAAAGUCAUAUAUACUACAGAUAAAUCUUUAUUAGAAACCACAUUAGAUACAGGUGGUGUGGAAUUUUUAAAUGUUUGUUACAUAGCAUGGACAUUUUAUUUUACAUAUCAAAAACAUAAAGUCAUUUUACUACUAUCAA
Molecule: messenger RNA, 3489 nt
Organism: Dromaius novaehollandiae (emu)
Lineage: Eukaryota; Metazoa; Chordata; Aves; Casuariiformes; Dromaiidae
Gene: TBX4
Product: T-box transcription factor 4
Exons: 9
Coding region: 340-1968 (542 amino acids)
Biological process (GO): cell fate specification; regulation of transcription by RNA polymerase II; angiogenesis
Cellular component (GO): nucleus
Molecular function (GO): RNA polymerase II cis-regulatory region sequence-specific DNA binding; DNA-binding transcription factor activity, RNA polymerase II-specific
Source: RefSeq, a predicted model, not a curated record